AUGAUCGCGGCGCAGGCCAAGCUGGUGUACCAGCUGAACAAGUACUACACGGAGCGGUGCCAGGCGCGCAAGGCGGCCAUCGCCAAGACCAUCCGCGAGGUGUGCAAGGUGGUGUCGGACGUGCUGAAGGAGGUGGAGGUGCAGGAGCCGCGCUUCAUCAGCUCGCUGAGCGAGAUCGACGCCCGCUACGAGGGCCUGGAGGUCAUCUCGCCCACCGAGUUCGAGGUGGUGCUCUACCUCAACCAGAUGGGCGUCUUCAACUUCGUCGACGACGGCUCGCUGCCCGGCUGCGCCGUCCUCAAGCUGAGCGACGGCCGCAAGCGGAGCAUGUCGCUCUGGGUGGAGUUCAUCACGGCCUCGGGCUACCUGUCGGCGCGCAAGAUCCGCUCGCGCUUCCAGACGCUGGUGGCCCAGGCGGUGGACAAGUGCAGCUACCGCGACGUGGUCAAGAUGAUCGCCGACACCAGCGAGGUCAAGCUGCGCAUCCGCGAGCGCUACGUGGUGCAGAUCACGCCCGCCUUCAAGUGCACCGGCAUCUGGCCGCGCAGCGCGGCCCAGUGGCCCCUGCCCCACAUCCCCUGGCCGGGGCCCAACCGCGUGGCCGAGGUCAAGGCCGAGGGCUUCAACCUCCUCUCCAAGGAGUGCUACUCGCUGACCGGCAAGCAGAGCUCGGCCGAGAGCGACGCCUGGGUGCUCCAGUUCGGCGAGGCCGAGAACCGCCUGCUGCUGGGCGGCUGCCGCAACAAGUGCCUCUCGGUGCUCAAGACGCUGCGCGACCGCCACCUCGAGCUGCCCGGCCAGCCGCUCAACAACUACCACAUGAAGACGCUGCUGCUCUACGAGUGCGAGAAGCACCCGCGGGAGACCGACUGGGACGAGGCCUGCCUGGGCGACCGCCUCAACGGCAUCCUCCUCCAGCUCAUCUCCUGCCUGCAGUGCCGCCGCUGCCCGCACUACUUCCUCCCCAACCUCGACCUCUUCCAGGGCAAGCCCCACUCGGCCCUCGAGAGCGCCGCCAAGCAGACCUGGCGCCUCGCCAGGGAGAUCCUCACCAACCCCAAGAGCCUCGACAAGCUAUAGGGACGCACCCACCGGCCGCCGCGCCACGCCGCGCGCAAAAGACUGCAGAGGGACCCCACAGACGCUUAUUUAAAAACGCCCGCCGCCAGGGAGGGGGACAGGAAAGAGACUCCCAGCCUAGCAUCGGGGGCGCCCCACCCCUUUUCUAUUAAAAAUACACCAUUAAACACAAAACAAAGCGACGGGACUUUUGCGACAGCCCGACAAAA
Molecule: messenger RNA, 1289 nt
Organism: Gekko japonicus
Lineage: Eukaryota; Metazoa; Chordata; Lepidosauria; Squamata; Gekkonidae
Gene: MAB21L2
Product: mab-21-like 2 (C. elegans)
Exons: 1
Coding region: 1-1080 (359 amino acids)
Source: RefSeq, a predicted model, not a curated record